AUGGCCGGCAUCAUGUCCCAGAGUUUGAACUCGUUCCAGCAACUGGAAAAGGUCCAUAAAGGUCGAAACAACCAGAUUAAUGAGUUGGUUGCCUUGAAGGAGAUUCACCUCCACACCGAAGAAGGGACGCCAUCCACUGCGAUCCGGGAAAUCUCCUUGAUCAAGGAGCUCAAUCACGAGAACAUUCUGGCCUUGUGCGAUGUGAUCUCCACCGUGGAAAAGCUCAUCAUGGUGUCGGAGUACAGGGACAAAAAUCUCAAGCGCUUAAUGGACGACCGGGGUGAUGCCCUUGAUCUCCCUACCAACAAGCACUUUGAAUACCACAUAACCUACUGUCAUGAGAAUAAGAUCUUGCAUCGGGAUCCAAAACCUCAAAAUCUGCUGAAUAGCCGGGGCGGAGGUCUGAAGCUGGCAGAUUUUAGCCUUGCCCGCGCCUUUAGCAUUCCCGUCGACAUUUUCUCGAACGAGGUGCUUACUCUCUGGUCUUGA
Penicillium digitatum Pd1 is the source of this 489-nucleotide messenger RNA. The record is from RefSeq and is a predicted model, not a curated record. Lineage: Eukaryota; Fungi; Ascomycota; Eurotiomycetes; Eurotiales; Aspergillaceae.